AUGCCGAUGGAGAGCAAGUGCGGUGAAAUGAGAUUCAAAAAUGGACCCAUGUCCUUGGGCCCCCUAUCACAGGCUCCUGCAGCUUUCUUUCAAAACUGUUUUAAACUUGUUCAAGAAGAAACGUUUACCCAAGAAGUGAUUCACACUUUGUUGGAAUGUAGGAAAGAAAAUUUGACCAUGGAAGGUAAAUCCUGGAGCUGCUGCCCGAAGAACUGGAAGCCAUUUAGUUCAAAUUGCUACUUUUUUUCUUCUGAGAAAAAAAACUGGACUGACAGUGAGAAGCACUGUAGAGGGAUGCGGGCACAUCUGCUGGUGGUUGACAGCAAGGAGGAGCAGGACUUUAUUAACGAGAAUGUGAACAGGAAAUAUGCUUAUUAUUUGGGGCUGUCAGAUCUGAAGAAUGGACACUGGGAAUGGGUUAAUGAGAUACCAUACAAUCAAAAUGUUACGUUCUGGCACGAAGGUGAACCCAGUAAUGAUGAUGAACAUUGUGUUGCAUUAAUUUUUAACCGCCAAUGGGGCUGGAAUGAUAUCCAUUGUUAUUUGCCUGAAGAAUCAGUUUGUGAGAUGUUGAAGAUCUACCUACAUUCUCCGUGA
Messenger RNA from Sorex fumeus (smoky shrew), 597 nucleotides. Its product is annotated as C-type lectin domain family 4 member A-like. The record is from RefSeq and is a predicted model, not a curated record. The coding region runs from base 1 to 597 and encodes 198 amino acids. Lineage: Eukaryota; Metazoa; Chordata; Mammalia; Eulipotyphla; Soricidae. The transcript is spliced from 5 exons.